This is a messenger RNA of Zonotrichia leucophrys gambelii, 2370 nucleotides long. RefSeq names its product cyclic nucleotide gated channel subunit alpha 4 (gene CNGA4). Gene Ontology annotation, molecular function: protein-containing complex binding; intracellularly cAMP-activated cation channel activity; cGMP binding. NCBI's taxonomy places the organism in Eukaryota, Metazoa, Chordata, Aves, Passeriformes, Passerellidae. The transcript is spliced from 5 exons. Gene Ontology annotation, biological process: monoatomic cation transmembrane transport. The record is from RefSeq and is a predicted model, not a curated record. Gene Ontology annotation, cellular component: plasma membrane; intracellular cyclic nucleotide activated cation channel complex. The coding region runs from base 1 to 2370 and encodes 789 amino acids.
AUGGCCGCAGCCCGGGCUGGCACCGGCACCGGACACGGCACGGGUCGCACUGCCACCCCCCGGAACUGGACCCUGGACCCCAAAUGGGGACAGAGUGACCCCCGGUCCCUCUGUGCCCCCAGUCGCACUGCCACCCCCCUGCACUGGACCCUGGACCCCGCCGGGGACUGGCACUACCGAUGGAUCAGCCUCAUGGUGCUGCCCAUCCUUUACAACUGGGUCGUCCUCAUCCUCAGGUGCUGCUUCCCCGAGGUGCAGGAGGCACACGCGGGGCUGUGGCAGGCCCUGGACGGGCUCAGCGAUGUGCUGUACCUGCUGGACAUCGCCGUGCACCUCCACACAGGUUUCCUGGAGGACGGGAUCCUGGUGCGGGACGCCAGGCGGACGCGGCGGCGCUAUCUGGGCUCCUGGAGCUUCCCCUGGGACGUGGUGGCCGUGCUGCCCACCGAGCUGCUGUGCCUGCUCCCGGGGGUGCCGAGGGUGCCGGGGGUGCCGGCGGCCCGUGCCAACCGCUGCCUGCGGGUGCCGCGGCUCUUCGAGGCCUUCGACCGCUGCGAGACGCGCACGGGAUGGCCCAACGCCUUCCGCAUGGCCAAGCUGAUGCUGUACCUGCUGCUGGGCAUCCACUGGCACGCCUGCCUCUACUUCGCGCUGUCGGCGCGCCUGGGGCUGGGCGCCGACCCCUGGGUGUGCCCCAGCUCCCCGCGGCUGCUGCGCCGCUACCUGCACAGCUUCUACAUCUCCACGCUGGUGCUGGCCAUGGUGGGCGACACGCCGCCGGCGCAGCGCGAGGAGGAGCUCCUCUUCCUCACCGCCGGCUUCCUCCUGGCCGUGCUGGGCUUCGCCACCAUCACCGGCAGCAUCAGCACCGUCAUCGUCAACCUGAGCUCGGCCGGCAGCGCGCUGUACCCCGCGGCGGGCCCGGUGCGGCGGUACCUGCGGGCGCGGGGCGCGGGCGGGCGGCUGGCGGCGCGGGUGGCGCGCUGGCACCAGCACCUGCGGGCGCAGCGCAAGCCGCCGGCCGAGUGGCGGGUGCUGCGGCACCUGCCGCGGGGGCUGCGCGCCGAGGUGGCGGCCAGCGUGCACCUGGCGGCCCUGCGGCGAGUGGGGCUGUUCCGCGGCUGGGAGCGCGGCGUGCUGCGGCAGCUGGUGCUGCGCCUGCGGCCGCAGGUCUUCGGGCCCGGCGAGUUCGUGUGCCGGCGCGGGGACGUGGGCCGAGAGAUGUACUUCAUCCGCGAGGGCCGCCUGGCCGUGCUGGCCGCCGACGGCGUCACGCAGCUGGCCGUGCUGGGCGCGGGGCUCUACUUCGGCGAGAUCAGCCUCAUCAACAUCAAGGGCAACAUGGCCGGGAACCGGCGCACGGCCAACAUCCUGAGCAUCGGCUACUCGGACCUCUUCUGCCUGGGCAAGGAGGACCUGGCGGAGGUGCUGGCCGAGUUCCCCAGCGCCCGCGCCGCCAUGGAGGCCAAGGGCCGGGAGCUGCUGCUCCGCAUGGGCCAGCUGGACACCGGGGCCGAGGCGGCGGCGCUGGCGGCCGAGGCCGAGGCGGAGCGGCGGCUGCGGGGGCUGGAGGCGGCCCUGGAGGGGCUCCAGACGCGGGCGGCGCGGCUGCUGGCACAGCUGGAGGCCAGUGCCCUGCGCAUGGCCCUGCGCGUCCGGCGCCUCGAGGGACGGCUGCAGCUGCGGGACGGAGCCGUGCGGGACAGGGCGGGGCGGGACGGAGCCGUGCGGGACAGGGCGGGGCGGGACGGAGCCGUGCGGGACAGGGCGGGGCGGGACGGAGCCGUGCGGGCAGACGGGGCAGCAGGAACGGCCCCACCGCAGCAGCCUGCCGGCCCACAGGGUCCUACCGGGGGACAGGGCCCCACCAGAGUGCAGGGUUCAACCGAGACACGGGAUGUCCUCAGGGCACAGGGUCCUCCCAGGGCACCGGGUCCCUCCGAGGUGCAGGGUGCCCCCAGGGCACAGGAGCCAGGCUCCGCAGGAGGACAGGGUGGCACUGGGAUGCAGGGCCCCUCCAAGGCACAGGGUCCCCACAGGGCACAGGGUCCCAGUGACGUGCCAGGUGCUCCCAAAGCACACGGUAGCCCCACGGUGCAGGGGCCCCUCAGGGCACGGGGUCGCAUUGGGGCACGAGGUCCCCGUGGCAUGUAUGGCCCUGGGGGGGCACAGGCUCCCCUCAGGGCACAGGGGCUGCCCAGGGCGAGGAGGCAGAUGGGGACACGAGGCCCCGGUGCCAUGUACGGUCCCGGCAGGUCACAGGCUCUGCGCAGGGCCCGGGGUCCCUCCGGGGCACAGAGAUCCACAGGGGCGCAGGAUGUCCCCGGGGCUCAGGGGGUCCCACGAGGGGCGGGGGUGCCGCGGGACUGA